GCUCAUCUAUAGAGAGAAACUUCUCUCUUCGCUCUUUCUUAAACCUGCAACCCUCACCUUAUUCCCUUUGUCUCUACAUCUCUAUAAUUCUGGUUAUGAUCUCUGUGAACAACGAGAAAUCUGAGAGCCUAAGCUCCUCCCCAGCUCUCGGCUUCCCCCGCGCUAGGUUCUACCGUUACCGCCGUUUGAGGUGAUCGAUUCCUUAGUUUAAAAAAAAUGCCGAGCCCUUCCAAGAGUGGUCACCGAAGAGGGAAUGAAGAGAAUGGGAGAGGAAAGAAAUUGGGGAACAGGGCAGCAUCGUUUCACGGGCGAGCCCAUCUGACUGAGGUUGAGAUUCGCCGGCCAAAGACUGUCCCGAAUCUUCUUUCUGCUGGAAAAUUGCAGGAAAUUUCAAGAGAGAUGCCGAGCAGGCUGACGAAGUUGCUGCUGAAUGUAACGAUACAGAGGAGCUUCGGAGCUGUACAGGUGGUGAUGUCACCAGAAUUGAUGGUUGGAGAUCUGAUUGUAGCGGCGGUGAGGUUGUAUGCCAAAGAAGGGAGAAGGCCUUUGCUACCCACGACGGACCCAUCAGAUUUCGACCUCCAUUAUUCUCAGUUUAGCUUAGAAAGUCUGAAUCGGGAGGAAAAGCUGAAAGAACUGGGGUCAAGGAAUUUUUUCCUGUGCCCCAAGAAGCCAAACGAAGCUGCGGCGGUACUGGAUGCGUCUUGUUCGAAUCAAGCUCAGAAGGUUUCGAAAAUCUCUAUUCCCUGGCUUAGGUUCAUGGAUUUCCUGCUGUAGCUUGUAGAGAGAGAGAGAGAGAGAGAGAGAGAGAUGAUAUAGA
This is a messenger RNA of Telopea speciosissima, 820 nucleotides long. RefSeq lists its product as uncharacterized. Bases 217 to 777 code for a protein of 186 amino acids. The transcript is spliced from 5 exons. The record is from RefSeq and is a predicted model, not a curated record. NCBI's taxonomy places the organism in Eukaryota, Viridiplantae, Streptophyta, Magnoliopsida, Proteales, Proteaceae.